Molecule: messenger RNA, 843 nt
Organism: Trypanosoma conorhini
Lineage: Eukaryota; Euglenozoa; Kinetoplastea; Trypanosomatida; Trypanosomatidae
Exons: 1
Coding region: 1-843 (280 amino acids)
Source: RefSeq, a predicted model, not a curated record
AUGGGGUCGUACGAGAAUGUUGGCUGGAACUUCGUGGAGGAGGCGGUGAUACGUGACCGCGGCUACGAUGAGGAGACCGUUCUUGCUUCCAUCCUGCAGUCGUACUUUAUCAAGCAGGGGUUCGUGGAGUCUCUCACGACCCUAAAUGAGGAGCUGAGGGAACUGCAGACGAUGACGGCGUCAAGGACGAAAAGAGCGGCAACAAAGACACCGACACCCCAUGAAGGCACAAAUACGGCGGCCGAGUGUCGCGUGCAACAAAAAGGCGAAGGCAACUGCGUUAAGCAAGAGGAACCACACAACGGGGAUGCAUCACACGUGGAUCGAAAGUACCUCAGCAACGGAUACGAAAAGCAUAGCGGCAAAAUUUGUGCCUUUCAUGAGAAGAAAGCUGGUGCUUAUGCCAGUGAGGAUACUGUACUGGAGGCGAUGAAGAAACGUAAACAUCUGCAGUUAUUAUGUGUAAAUGAGCAGUACGAAGAUGCUGCCGCGCUACUUCCUCAAGGAAGUGUCUUUAUAGUGAAAUUGCUGGCCAUGGAGGCCCUCAAGCGUGCAAGGAAGCAGCAGGCAGCGGCGUUACUCUUUCUGUGUGAAAGGGUGGGCCCGCUGGUUGCCGGACUGUCUGAUGCAGCGUUGGCGCAUCAAAUCUACAUUAACACUUUAGCCGUUAUCACGAGUGCCGACGCAACGGAGUGGUCGGUGUCGUCCCCAUGCAAGAUUGCCCGCGAGGUGAACGAGUCGCUCUUGGACGACCACGAGCCAAGUGCGCUUCAUGUACUACUUUCGUGGUCCGAGUGGCAGGCGAUAACGGCGGCAAAGGAGGAGGACGAGGGAGAUGGAUAG